Messenger RNA from Pelobates fuscus (common spadefoot toad), 1314 nucleotides. It is a transcript of the gene HLF, whose product is annotated as HLF transcription factor, PAR bZIP family member. Lineage: Eukaryota; Metazoa; Chordata; Amphibia; Anura; Pelobatidae. Gene Ontology annotation, molecular function: DNA-binding transcription factor activity, RNA polymerase II-specific; RNA polymerase II cis-regulatory region sequence-specific DNA binding. Gene Ontology annotation, cellular component: nucleus. The coding region runs from base 254 to 1144 and encodes 296 amino acids. The record is from RefSeq and is a predicted model, not a curated record. Gene Ontology annotation, biological process: regulation of transcription by RNA polymerase II. The transcript is spliced from 4 exons.
GAGACACAGCUCCCACUGAUCCCGACCCUGCAGCGGCUGGAGGAGACACAGCUCCCACUGAUCCCGACCCUGCAGCGGCUGGAGGAGACACAGCUCCCACUGAUCCAGACCCUGCAGCGGCUGGAGGAGACACAGCUCCCACUGAUCCAGACCCUGCAGCAGCUGGAGGAGACAGACAGCUCCCACUGAUCCAGACCCUGCAGCAGCUGGAAGAGAUACAGCUCCCACUGAUCCAGACCCUGCAGCAGCAAGCAUGGAGAAAAUGUCAAGGGUGCUCCCUCUGAACCCAAGUUUUAUACCCCCUUCAUAUGGGGUGCUGAAAUCCCUGCUGGAAAACCCCCUGAAACUGCCCCUACACCAUGAGGAUGCCUUCUGUAAAGAAAAGGACAAAGAAAAGAAAUUGGAGGAUGAAACCACAGGAUCCACUGUCCCGCAAUCCGCUUUCUUGGGGCCAACUCUCUGGGACAAGACCCUGCCGUAUGAUGGCGACACCUUUCAGUUGGAGUACAUGGACUUGGAAGAAUUCCUGUCUGAGAACGGUAUCCCUCCCAGCCAGUCCCCACACGAAAUCAGCCACCAUCAGCCUACACUAUCACAGGCUCCUGUGCCCACCCCUUCCAUCAUUGACCUCAGUAGCCGAGCGUCCACAUCUGUUAUACCAGGCUUGGUAGCUCCAAACUGCAUGCACAGCCCAAUGACACCUGGUCAGAUUUUGCCAUCAAACCGUAACACUCCAAGCCCAAUCGACCCAGAAUCCAUCCAGGUGGCCGUGGGCUACGACCCAGACCCAGCAGACCUAGCUCUCUCCAGCAUCCCAGGUCAAGAGAUGUUCGAUCCACGAAAACGCAAGUUUUCAGAGGAAGAGCUUAAGCCACAGCCUAUGAUAAAGAAAGCUCGAAAGAUCUUCAUUCCAGAUGAUCUGAAGCAGGAUGAAAAAUACUGGGCAAGGCGCAAAAAGAACAACAUGGCUGCCAAGAGGUCAAGAGACGCUCGGAGGCUGAAGGAGAACCAGAUCGCCAUCCGUGCCUCGUUCCUUGAGAAGGAAAACUCUGCAUUACGGCUGGAGGUGGCCGACUUACGGAAAGAGCUUGGAAAAUGCAAGAACAUAUUGGCAAAGUACGAGGCCAGACACAGCCCACUGUGAAUAUACACGGACACUCUGACCCCCGCUCGUAGCACUAAACACCGAAUUUUGUCAUCAGCACUUUACUGGAAGCAGAAACAGACUGAGAAUUUUUGUAAUUACAAUUCUUCUGUUUAUUUCUAUGAGUGUUUGUAUAUCGCUGCACUUUUCAUGAUACCAAGCGCUUUAUA